This is a messenger RNA of Cyphellophora europaea CBS 101466, 1974 nucleotides long. RefSeq lists its product as uncharacterized. Lineage: Eukaryota; Fungi; Ascomycota; Eurotiomycetes; Chaetothyriales; Cyphellophoraceae. The record is from RefSeq and is a predicted model, not a curated record. Bases 1 to 1974 code for a protein of 657 amino acids. The transcript is spliced from 2 exons.
AUGUCUCAGUCGAACGGCGAUCACCCAAGGAACUCAGCCAUGCUGAAUAUACACGAUCCUGUUGCGAUGCACCUGCUCGCCGAAACAGCCAUGGUUGACAGCAAGGAUUACGAGGUUCUAUCCUUCGAAGAGGUGGAGCAGCUAAAGAAGGAGAAGAGCUUUCUCAGCAAUAGAGUAGAUGCGACUCGAAGGAAGUUGGCUCUCGAGAUCAAGGUCCGCGACGCCGCCCAGUCACUCAACCGCUUAUACACUCCGAAGGGUCGUACACCAAGUAUAGAUCUGAAUGGCGAAGCCAACGGGCACUCGCCACCUAGAUCCAGGAAAAGGAAUUUCCUUGGCAGCAAAAGCAGCAUCACCGAGGCGUCUAACCGGGCCGAUGAUGAAUACGCUGCAAGCGCAAAGCGGGUGGAAGAGGUCAGGCAGGAGCUAUCUGGGCAAGAAAAAAGAUUAGAGAUGUGUGAGAUGCGGCUCCUUCAGCAUACGGCCGGUAUUCUGCAAAUGACCCAUCGAGGUCUCAAGAAGAAUGUCCGAAGGAAUCAGUUGCCCCACAGCCCUGAGAGCAUGUCAAGCCGAAACAGGUCAACUUACGGCAUAGACGGCCUCAACGAUUUUGACGAGCGGAGCCUGUACCAGGUCCCUGACUAUGUGCGAGAUGCUCACAUUUCCGGAUUACCGCCCCUCAAUUCCGGACCGGAUCAACGUCAGAUGGAUCAAAUGUCCUCUCGUUUGAACGCCUUGGCCAACCGAUUAUAUGACUUAGUUAUGCAAUCUGGCCCUCAGGAGCAUUUUGAGUCACCCCCGGAACCGGCAAACGACAGGAGUGCGCACGCCCAGAACCAGAUCGGUUACCUUGAGCAGGGGCUCAAUGCUAUAGAAGCAGCCCAGUCCCGACCGGGCGCCGAUACACCACGAGCGCAAGACAAGGGAGGUCAGCUCCAAGACGUUAAUGUCCGUCUACAAGACAUGCUUGCUCGCACGAACUCGGUGAGCAGGAGUCCUGUGUUGGAGCAAUCAGCUCCAGAGGCUGCGGAUAUGCAGACCCAACUCGCCUUCUCCAACGACGCACUUGAUCGAUUGAACAAGAGGAUAGACUCCUUGGUCGAACAGAAAGAUAUACUCACCCGGCAAAUACAGCAGCAGCGGGAGCUCAACAGCAAGUCCGAUGCCCAACGAGACGCUCAGAUACAUGAUCUCAAUGAUCAAUUGGCGGAGGCGAAGAAGCUUCAAGCGCUGAGCGAACAGGAAUCGCAAACAUUGCAAAAACAAGUGGAUCAGCUGAUCGAGCAAGUGGACCAGGCCAAGCAAGACAGCGUUCUUGUGCAACAGCAGAAGACUCCAAAUGUCGCGCUUGAAGAGCAAAUCAAACAGCAUGAAGAGGCUAGGCAGAGACUGCAGACAGACCUCGAAUCGAAGACCAAGGAACUAGAAUCCAGCCAAUCCGAGAUGGAACGACUCGAGUCUGAAGUAGUGCGUGUGACAACCGAGCUCACCAUGGCCAGGGCAGAUCUUGACAGCGCGUAUGGCUCCAGAGCUCAGCGAGCUGCUGAUGUAUCGUCUAAUCCCGCCGUUCAGAAAGAGAUUGAAGAUCUGAAACGUGAGCUAAAGGAGACUAUCGAGGAUUAUGAAGUCAUGACCAAGCAGAGCAUAGAGGCCGAGAAAGAGCGCGACAAGUACGAGGAGAAGAUCGAUACUCUGGAGCAGAAAUGCGAAGCCCUCGAAUCUCAGCUUAACGAGGAGAAAGUCAAAUGGAUGGGUGUCAAACAAAGCGCACCCAAUGAUCCAACCUCGGCCAUGGUGUUGAAGAACGAAUUUAAGAAGAUGAUGCGAGACACCAGAGCCGAGCAGAUGAAGAUGUACAAGGCUGAGCAAGAAGAACGACGUCGUCUUGAGGGCAUUCUUCGACAGAUGCGAAAGGACAGUGGGCAGUUGACCCCCCGAAAGUUACCGCCUAUUGCUGCGACGGGUGCUCAGUGA